This is a messenger RNA of Bufo bufo (common toad), 1308 nucleotides long. It is a transcript of the gene P2RX2, whose product is annotated as purinergic receptor P2X 2. The record is from RefSeq and is a predicted model, not a curated record. The coding region runs from base 1 to 1308 and encodes 435 amino acids. Gene Ontology annotation, molecular function: ATP binding; purinergic nucleotide receptor activity; extracellularly ATP-gated monoatomic cation channel activity. NCBI's taxonomy places the organism in Eukaryota, Metazoa, Chordata, Amphibia, Anura, Bufonidae. The transcript is spliced from 12 exons. Gene Ontology annotation, cellular component: plasma membrane; nuclear inner membrane. Gene Ontology annotation, biological process: monoatomic cation transmembrane transport; response to ATP.
AUGACUGGCUGCCGAAUCCGCUCCCUGACAUGGUUCGGGCAACUAUGGGAGUACGAGACCCCCAAAGUGAUUGUGGUCAAGAAUUGUCAUCUUGGAACCAUAUACAGACUACUGCAGCUUUUGAUCAUUGUGUACUUUGCUUGGUAUGUGUUUGUGAUACAAAAAGGAUAUCAGGCUCGAGAGACUGGUCCAGAGAGCGCAGUCAUCACUAAAGUCAAAGGGGUCUCUAUGUCCAAAGCUCCCAGAGGAACUAAGAAAAUCUGGGAUGUUGCUGAGUACGUGAAGCCUCCAGAGGGUGGUAGCAUUUUUACGAUCAUAACCAGGACUGAAAGCACCAAACUCCAGACCCUGGGAACCUGUCCCGAGAGUAAGAGUGUAAUUGACGCUCUCUGUGUUACAACUGAAGACUGUAAACAUGGAGAGAUGCAUGUUCUUGGUCAUGGUGUGCAAACUGGGCGCUGUGUCAGUGCUACUCAUGGAUCACUUAAAACUUGUGAGAUCCAUGCAUGGUGUCCGCUGGAAGAUGAGACCGUCACCAGUGAGUCAUUGCAUGACUUUGUCCCGAGCUUCACCAUCCUCAUCAAGAACAACAUCCACUUCCCUCAGUUUGGAUUCUCCAAGAGUAACAUCGAGGGAGACAAUGCCUUGAAGAACUGUACUUACCACCCUGUCCGCUCUCCCUCAUGCCCAAUUUUCACCAUGGACUUUAUUGUAAAAGAAGCUGGUGUUAACUUCACAAAAAUUGCCUAUAAGGGAGGAAUCAUUGGUGUGAUCAUUAACUGGAACUGUAAUUUGGAUUUACAUCCCUCAAAGUGUCGUCCACAUUAUUCAUUCCGACGCCUUGACCUGCAGAACAAUAUUUCCACUGGUUAUAACUACAGGUUUGCCAAGUAUUACAAUAAGAAUGGUAGAGAGGCCCGCACGCUCAUAAAAGUUUAUGGGAUCCGUAUUGAUGUCAUUGUGCAUGGACAGGCUGGAAAGUUUAGUCUUAUCCCAACCAUCAUUAACUUGGCCACAGCCUUGACUUCAAUUGGUGUUGGUUCUGUUUUCUGUGACUGGAUACUACUGACCUUCAUGAACAAAAACCACAUAUACAGUAUGAGAAAAUUUGAUAAGGUUUGGAAAUUGGAGGAGACAAAUACUGCAACAGUUACUACGGUUUGCUCACCCGCUACCUCCGAAUCCCUCUGCACCAAUCAUGAUCCUCCAUACAAAGACAGUAGUCCUUCGUCUGACAAUGUCACACAUAAGGAGGGGCAGCAAGACCAUACAUGGAGUGAAGGAAUAGAGCCUCCGCCAGGAAGCUGA